Messenger RNA from Knipowitschia caucasica, 918 nucleotides. Lineage: Eukaryota; Metazoa; Chordata; Actinopteri; Gobiiformes; Gobiidae. The record is from the annotation of a GenBank genome assembly.
AUGCUAUUUAUUUUGCGUAAGUCGUGCUGGUUCAUUCGUGCCAAACUUUCAACAACAAUCCGGGUUUGGGCUAGUUUUAGAGAUUACAACAUGAGGCUGGUCAUUUUGGAAGACUAUGCCCUGGCUAGUGAAUGGGCAGCUAAAUACAUCCGAAACAGAAUCAUCCAGUUCCAGCCCACUGCAGAGAAGUUCUUCACUUUAGGUCUGCCAACAGGAAGCACCCCAUUUGGCUCUUACCAGAAGCUGAUCGAAUACCAUAAACAAGGCGAUAUUUCCUUCAAGUAUGUGAAGACCUUCAACAUGGAUGAAUAUGUUGGCCUACCUCGUGCACACCCAGAGAGCUACCAUUCUUAUAUGUGGAAUAACUUCUUCAAACACAUCGAUAUAGAUCCAGCCAACGCCCACAUUCUGGAUGGAAACGCUGAGGACUUGGAGGCAGAAUGUCAAGCCUUUGAGAAGGAAAUUUCCAAAGCAGGAGGAAUUGAGCUUUUCGUUGGAGGUAUUGGUCCUGAUGGACACAUAGCAUUCAAUGAGCCAGGCUCCAGUCUCGUCUCUAGAACUAGAGUGAAGACUCUGGCUAAGGACACUAUUGUUGCAAAUGCACGCUUCUUUGGCAAUGACCUCUCCAAGGUGCCUACGAUGGCUCUGACAGUUGGUGUUGGGACUGUUAUGGACGCUAAAGAGGUGAUGAUUCUGAUCACAGGAGCUCACAAAGCCUUUGCGCUGUAUAAAGCCAUAGAAGAAGGGGUGAACCACAUGUGGACAGUGUCAGCCUUCCAGCAACACCCUCACACCAUCUUUGUCUGCGAUGAGGACGCCACCUUGGAGCUACGAGUGAAAACUGUUAAAUACUUUAAAGGUCUCAUGCAUGUCCACAACAGACUGGUGGACCCUGUGCUGAGCAUAAAGCAGCAGUAA